CAGAUAAAAUGUUUACGAUUAACUGGCCUUGUGAUAGAGAAAUAUGUGAAAACACCGAGAAGCGGAGCUUCCUCACGGCUCUCCAUCUUACCCUCCGCACUCCAGCUGCUCGCUCCUGAAGCUGACACUUGGUGGCUCCAUGGACAAGAAGGUGGUGCUGAUCACAGGCUGCUCCUCGGGAAUCGGUCUCAGCCUGGCUGUCCGGUUGGCCUCCGACCCCGACAAAGCAUUCAAAGUGUACGCCACGAUGAGGAACCUGGCCAAGCAGGAGCGUCUAUUAGAGUGUGUGAAAAGCCUGCACAAGGACACCUUGGACAUACUCCAGAUGGACGUCACCGGCCGGCAGUCCAUCCUGGAUGCGAGGGACAGGGUUGUGGAGAAACGGGUGGACAUUCUGGUGUGCAAUGCCGGAGUGGGUUUGAUGGGGCCGCUGGAGGCGCAGUCCCUGGACUCGAUGAGGCAGAUCGUGGAGGUCAACCUCUUCGGUACCAUCCAGGCCAUCCAGGCUUUCCUGCCGGGCAUGAAGGCUCAGGGCCGAGGCCGCAUUCUGGUCACUGGGAGCACCGGAGGGCUUCAAGGUCUCCCCUUCAACGAGGUGUACUGCGCCAGUAAAUUUGCUAUAGAGGGAGCUUGUGAGAGUUUGGCUGUCCUCUUGCAACACUUCAACAUCCACGUGAGCCUCAUCGAGUGCGGCCCGGUCAACACCGACUUCUUGGUGAACCUGCAGAGGGCCGAGCUCGGGGAUUCGUCUCUCCAGCAGGUCGACGGCCUGACCCUCAGCCUCUAUGAGAAAUACCUGCAGCACUGCGGCUCUGUUUUCCAAAACGCAGCGCAGGACACUGACGACAUUGUGAAGGUGUUUUUGGAGGCCAUCCGGUCCGCCAGCCCGGCGUUCAGAUACUUCACCGGGGGAGGGGUGCCACCUCUCAUCAAACUGAAGGUCACACAUCCAGACGGCUCGCGGUACAUCAGUGCUUUGAGCAAAAUCAUGUUCUCAGCUGAGGAACAAUAAUUUUGCUUUGUUUUCAAUCCAGCUGCCGCUUGCUCUUCCCUUUCUUUGUGUCAACAUCUUCACUAUUCCAGUUACUAUUUCCCGGAAGGAGGUUGACACAUCGUGACUCACUGGUUGCUCUCAGGGUUCGGUUUAGUGAGUUCAGUAAAGUUCACUUGGAGCAACUCCCUGUUUCUAUUUUUGUAAGUCGGUUAUCUAAAGUUAUGUUCCUUAUCACAAAGUGACAUAAAAAUAUAUCAUUAUUUUGGUUGAUAUUUGAAAAGGGUUACAUUUUGAGUGCGUUCCUAUCUUUCGACAGUUUUCUUGCCAUAGUUGCCAUACUCCCUCAUGCAACAGGAACAACUCACUCACUAAUUUCUCUUCUUGUCUUCUGGGUGGUUUGCCUUAAAAUACAUCUUGAGGGUUAGUGAGUAAAGAAAUGUCUUUCUGAGUAGUAAAGAGGAAGCUCAGCUCCGUCGGUUUGGCUUUUGAAAGUAAACAAGGGCCAGCUGAAACAGCAGCACAACCUGUGUAUUGCAAUGUAAUGUGUAACUGUAUUAAUUGUUAGCUUGAUUCUAUGGCUACACAUACGGUUUCUGGCUUUUGAUGGCAUCUCCGAGGUUCUUAUAUUCCGCCCUAAUCAAGUGCCUUUUAUUAGAGUCUGAAGCUGCUGAAAUGAAUCCUGCUGUACCUGUUUGGACUGUGUAGUAGAUUAAAUGCCUCUUACAGCCUGCAGUGUAUUAUGCAAAACAAAGGGUGUUGAGAGCUGAUGCAUUAAAAUGAAAUGUAAUUCACUAUUA
Messenger RNA from Gasterosteus aculeatus aculeatus (three-spined stickleback), 1791 nucleotides. It is a transcript of the gene hsd17b1, whose product is annotated as hydroxysteroid (17-beta) dehydrogenase 1. The record is from RefSeq and is a predicted model, not a curated record. Lineage: Eukaryota; Metazoa; Chordata; Actinopteri; Perciformes; Gasterosteidae. Gene Ontology annotation, biological process: estrogen biosynthetic process. Gene Ontology annotation, molecular function: estradiol 17-beta-dehydrogenase [NAD(P)+] activity. Gene Ontology annotation, cellular component: cytoplasm; cytosol.